Mesorhabditis belari is the source of this 1620-nucleotide messenger RNA. The record is from the annotation of a GenBank genome assembly. NCBI's taxonomy places the organism in Eukaryota, Metazoa, Nematoda, Chromadorea, Rhabditida, Rhabditidae.
AUGCCCUAUUUUGUUGGAGUUGACGUGGGCACGACGAGUGUCCGAGCUGGGAUUUUCGAUCAAAAUGGGUCUCUUUUUGCGCAAGCAACUCAACAGAUUCAGCUCUUCUACCCUCAGUCAAAAUACAUCGAACAGUCUUCUGAAGAGAUUUGGUCAGCCGUUUGUACAUCAGUGCUAAAGGCUAUUGAAAAUAGUGAAGUUCGAAAAGAAGAUGUAUUGGGAAUCGGCUUUGAUGCAACGUGUUCCCUCGUGAUUCUCUCGAAAGAUGAAACUCCGUUACCCGCUUCUGUAAAUGGUGAUCCAUCUCACAAUGUAAUCCUUUGGAUGGAUCAUCGAGCCGAGAAAGAAACCGAUCGAAUCAAUCAGACAAAAAGUCGAGUUCUCGAUUUUGUCGGCGGGAAAAUCUCCCCAGAAAUGGAAAUCCCAAAACUCUUGUGGCUCAAAGAAAAUAAUGAAGAGACUUGGAAAAAAGCUGGAGUUUUCUUUGAUUUACCUGAUUUUCUGACAUGGAAAGCCACUGGAUCAACGAAGCGAUCGAUCUGUUCGACAACUUGCAAAUGGACGUAUUUGAGCAAAGAGGAGAAAUGGGAUUCCGAAUUUUUCCGUGAGAUUGGAUUAGAGGAGGUUGUUAGUGAUGGGUUUGAAAAGAUUGGAAACGAAAUUCGAAACUUGGGAGAAGCUGUGGGAGAGUUGACAGAAAAAGGCGCUGAAGAGUUGGGUUUAAUGAGGGGAAUCAAAGUGAGCGUUUCGAUCAUUGAUGCACAUGCGGGAACAAUUGGAACAAUUGGAGCACGGGGAAAUGAUAUCGAAAAAAUUAACUUCGAUUCGAGGAUUUCACUAAUUUGUGGAACUUCCGAUUGUGUAAUGGCUUUAUCUCCGAUGGCUCGAUUCAUUCCAGGUGUUUGGGGACCGUACUUCUCAGCCGUGUUACCCAAUUUGUGGUUGAAUGAAGGCGGGCAAUCGGCCACUGGAGCUUUAUUAGAUCAUUUAUUCUCAACAAAUCCUGAUUUUGAAAAUCUCAAAGCGAAAGCUGAAGAAGAAAAUCUUCAUUUCAUUGACUAUCUGAAUCAAUUGCUAUUCAGCUUGAGAAAUGCGAGUUCUGAGUGCCAUUUACUUGCAAAAGAUCUCCACAUUCUGCCGUAUUUUCAUGGAAAUCGCUCUCCAAGAGCUGAUCCGAGUCUGAGAGGAUCGAUUGUUGGCUUAAAUCUGACAAAAUCGACGGAAGAUUUGUUGAAAUUAUACCUAGCAACUGUGCAAUCAAUAGCUUUAGGACAUCGACAUAUUAUUGAAGAAAUGAACCGAAAUGGAUACUCGAUUAAAGAGAUUAUUGUUACGGGUGGUGGAGCGAAGAACGCUCUCUAUCUACAAGAAAUAGCGAAUGCGACAAAAUGUGUGGUUCUUCUUUGUGAAAAUUCGGAAGCGAUGAUUUUAGGAUCGGCGAUUUUAGCAUCAGUUGCUGCAAAUUUCUGCACAAAUCUUGAAAUGGCGAUGAAAAAGAUGACAAAAAUCUCGAAAACAAUUCAACCAAAUGAGAAACUCGAAAGUUUUUAUGAUAAAAAGUUCGCCGUCUUUUUGGAGAUGUACGAAGAUCAGAAGAAAUAUCGAGAAAUCAUCGAGAAA